GAGGAGCUGAGGCGUAGGGUUUGGAAAGGGGAAGGGGAUUGGAAAGAAGGGAGGUGGGUUCGGGGUUUGGCGGCGGAGGAGGAGAGGGAGCCGGCGGCGAGGAAGCAGGCGGCCAUCGCCAUUGAUUUGGGGAAAGCAGAGAUUCGAGAAGUUUUUUUGGUUCAAGGGGAAAGACGGACAGUGAAAGCGGUUUGCUUUUAUGGAGUGUUGUUUGGUCUGAAACUGUGGAAGGGAGGAAGGUUAGGGAAGGGGAAGGAAGUCGUUGGGUCGUCUUCCUUUUCUGCUGCUGCGCUGUGGGCUGGCUGGCGAGCUUGCGAUGCGAUGUGAGCUAAUAUACUCUUGUUUCUGCCUAAUUUGCGGUAAUCUAUUGGUGAGCGAGACGGAAGGAACGAACAGAGGGAGAAGGUCAUGUCGAUUGGCGAGAUAGCGGAAGGAAAUAGGGGAGGAAAAGGAGGAGGAGCUGAGGCGUAGGGUUUGGAAAGGGAAGGGGAUUGGAAUGAAGGGAGGUGGAUGCGGGGUUUGGCGGUGGAGGAGGAAAUGGAGUCGGCGGCGAGGAAGCAGGCGGUCAUCACCAUUUUUUUGUUUGUUUGGGAAAAAGUGAAAGUGGGUUGCUUUUAUAGAGUGUUUGUUUGGUCAAUUAUCGAGCCGAAUGAUUUUUCUCAACCAUAGUUUUGGUGAUUGUAUUUACAUUAUCGAUGUAGUUGGAGCCAGCUGUGAAACUAUUCACAAGGGGGGGGGGGUCAUAUAGCUAACUGGAAAGACUUCAGCCUCCACGCUUAAUCACUAGGAUUCAAGUCCUUCGAGC
Linum tenue is the source of this 805-nucleotide messenger RNA. NCBI's taxonomy places the organism in Eukaryota, Viridiplantae, Streptophyta, Magnoliopsida, Malpighiales, Linaceae. The record is from the annotation of a GenBank genome assembly.